Molecule: messenger RNA, 5454 nt
Organism: Mesocestoides corti
Lineage: Eukaryota; Metazoa; Platyhelminthes; Cestoda; Cyclophyllidea; Mesocestoididae
Source: the annotation of a GenBank genome assembly
AUGAAGUUGCUUCUUCUCUGCUGGAAGUCAGCGGUCUUCUUCCGGAGGCGCUGGAUAAGUUCGAUAUUCACUGUCUUAUUCCCGGCGCUAACGACCAUAUUUCUUCUCGUCAUUCGUUCCAAGACGCCCCGCAUCGAAGUCCCAUUUGAUACUACUUGGCCGAACUUCUCAAUAAAUCAUCUUCCAACUGUGCCUUCUUCCCAUUGGAUUAUUGCGUAUUCACCGGACUGUGUUCUUUCAAGUAACAUUAUUAAUCAGGCAGCUACGUAUCUGAGUGCUACCCCAUUCAGUCUCCCUAGUGAAAAAGAGUUAGUGACUUACUUACAGAACUGCACCUAUGGCUGUGCAGGUGUUGUUUUUCACAACUGUUCUGACUACACAAACAUUGCUUACUCUAUUCGCGUGCACUCACGGGUGAGCUGGGACACCUCGCUACUUUUCCGUCGUUUUCCAACUCCCGGUCCGCGUUCAAAUGGCAGCAAAUUCGCCGAACCUCCCCAUUACAUUAAAUCAGGAUUUCUUGCCCUUCAAAAGGCAGUUGAUAGUGCCAUUAUCGAUCAGACUGGAAAGUGGUUAAAUGUGUCACUGCCAUAUCAAGUGGAGUAUGCAUUUAAAAGGUUGCCGUAUCCUGCACAUUUAGAAGAUAUGUUUUCUGUUGUAAUUAGCCAACAGUUAUCGAUACUUAUUGUGGUCGGUUACCUCUUCCCCGUUGCCAGUCUCAUCAAACGUAUCUUGGCGGAAAAAAAUACAAGAAUGAAGGAGUCUGUACGGAUGAUGGGAGUUAGUUCAAUGACUUACUGGAGUUCCUGGUUUGUGCCCUAUGGUCUCCUCUUUACCCUGUCUGCAGCCUGUUUGACGGGAGUGCUGUGCGCCGACUUUGGGGUCGGAGGAAAGAUGCUGGCUCGGUCGUCGCCCAGCUUUAUCUUCUGCUCCAUGGCACUCUACUCCUUUGCGCUUAUUUCGUUUACGUUUGCUCUGUCGACUCUCUUUUCCUCGACAAACGGAGGAACAGCAAUAACAUGUGCAAUAUUGGUGCUUACUUUCACUCCAUAUCAGCUGAUGUCGCUUCACUUUGAAAACUACCAUCUCAUAUCAAAACUGGCCUUUUCUGUUAUGCCAAACAUAGCUAUUGGAUUUCUCUGUUUGUUGAUUGGACGUUUUGAGGGUGUCGGCUCAGGUGCACAGUGGCACCUGUUCGCUCACCAGGCCUCGUCCGACGACGCCCUGCGUUUUGACUUGCUGUGGAGUGUUCUCUUCGCCGACACCCUUCUCUACCUCCUCCUUGCCUGGUACAUCGACAACGUCUGGCCUGGCAAGUACGGUGUGCCCAAACCCUGGUACUUCCCCAUCACCGGCCUUCUGCAUUAUCGCACGGCUUUCUUCGGCCACACUCAAAGGGUCGGUGGCAGCGGUUUUGUGGGUCCGUUGCGCGUCCAGGACUCGGGCCUACCCGUCUGUGAGGGUGCUGACGGCGCCGCCGGCAGGAGCUCAGACGCCCCCGGUCUGGUCGGUCUGAAGCAGCCCGUGUUCGAGCCGCCACCCGUUGGUCUGUGCGCCGGUAUUACGACCCACAACCUCUACAAGGCAUGCGCUGGAUUUCAACUAAACACCGCCAACAGAAUUACACCAGCAGUGGACGAUGUAACAAUGAGUGCUUACGAAGGACAGAUCACCGUUCUCAUUGGUAGAAAUGGUGCCGGAAAAACUACUCUCAUGUCUAUGCUUACAGGUCUAAUUAGGCCGUCCAGUGGAACUGCGUUCGUUAAUGGACACUCCAUUUCGUCAGACAUUCAAGCAGUUCGCAAAAGCCUCGGCUUCUGUCCACAACACGAUCUUCUCUUUGACCACCUGACGGUAUUUGAGCACCUCUGGUUCUUUGCAAAGCUGAAGGGUUGCGGAGGCAAGGAAUCAGUCGCCCAGGUGAAUUCAAUUCUCUCUCAGGUCCGAUUGAAGCAAAAAGCCGGCGCCCUCGCGCACACCCUCUCCGGUGGCGCUAAACGUCGCCUUUCUGUUGGCAUGGCGCUCAUCGGCAACUCGAGGGUGGUAAUUCUUGACGAGCCAACCGCGGGACUGGAUCCUUCAGCACGUCGGCAGAUUUGGGAUAUUCUCGUUAGUGAGAAGGCCAACCGAACUGUGCUUGUGAGCACGCACUACAUGGAUGAAGCUGAGUACCUCGGCGACAGGAUUGCCAUCAUGUCAGACGGCAAACUCUGCUGUCUUGGCUCACCCUUCUUCCUCAAGUCGGUCGUUGUCCAUCCUGCAGGCACUGGAUAUACGCUGACCCUAACGCUGACAUCUGAGGCGCGUCCGGACGAGAUUGUGGCGACCGUCAAGCAGUACGUGCUGGCAACCAAGCAGCAGUCCUGCGACGGCGCAGAGCUCAAACUCCUCCUACCUGUAGACGCAGUGCACACGUUCGGUGGGCUUUUUGCGCUGCUCGAAUCUCAAGGCUCGAUGCUGGGAAUCUCCUCGUUUGGGGUCUCUGUCACGACUAUGGAAGAAGUGUUCUUCAAAGUUGCUGCACAAAUAAAGGUGUCGGAUGAGUCAACGGAUUGGAACCCGCCCACCGAAGUCACGGUGUACAAGGACAUCUACGACUACGAGUUGUACGUCCAGCCACCUCUGCUUCUGUCGUUGAGGUCGUUCUUCACGUGGGACAGGUUGGUGGUGCCUGCGGUUAGUGAACAAGACCCACCCUCCCUACUGACCGCCUACUCCGAACAGUUCGAUCCUCGUAGUGUCUCUGUAGAGGUCAUCAAGAAUGCCUCGGCUUUAGAGUCAGAAAUGCUGCGUGUGGCGACGGAGAACAUCCACGCCUACGUGACAAACUACAUUACGGCGUUGAUUGUGAAUGCGACAUCUGUAUCCACGAAAUCAGUGGAAGCUCUGGUCUAUUUCAUGGGGGAGUCGUUGCACGCCCUUCCAGCAGCUCUGAAUACCCUUUCCAACGGCAUCCUUCGCCUCUACCCUCAGUCCAACAUCACCAUCGAGACGUAUAACCACCCUCUGCCGACGUCAUCCAUGGAGGUUUUGGGCGAGCUGAUGUCGGAGAGGACCUGGAUUAACGUGAUCGUUUCCGGGGUGACGGUGGGAAUCGACACCCUGAUGGGUGUUGCCUUUCUCGCCGCUAGUCUCGUACUCUGUCUCAUUCAUGAGCGAUCAUCCAACGCCAAGCACCUACAAUUCAUCUCGGGAGUCAGACUGUCCACGUACUGGCUGACAAUGUAUAUCUGGGACGCGUUGACCUUCGCCGCUUCCAGUCUGUUAGUCAUCAUUGUGUUUGCCUUCUUUAAUCUGGAGCCCUUUCACCGAGGUGACCGCCUUUGCUUUGUGUGUCUCCUGUUUGCGAGCUACGGUUGGUCCAUCAUCCCCCUCAUGUACCUCCUCUCGGCCUUCUUCACGUCCGCCGCUUCCGGUCUUGUUUGGCUGUGCGCCCUCAACGCCCUUUCAGGUGUUAUUGGAACGAUAAUUGUGCAAGCUCUCAGUUUACCUUCGAUUGGUCAGCAGUGGCUCGGCCUGCGCCUGAGGUACCUCUUGAUCGCUCUCUCACCCAACUUUGCUUUCUCCGAUGGCCUCUACUCGAUCAACGCCAACUUUGAGUACAACCGUCUGUGCACAGUGCCUGGAAUUGAGCUCAUCUGUGCUGACGCGAAGCUUGGCAAAAUGCCAUGUUGCUUGGAAACUUGUGAUCCCUACUGCGCCCACUGGAGCACAAACUACCUCUCUAUGGACACAGCAGGCAUAGGAUUUCACCUCGUAUCAAUGGGAUUUCAGGGUGCUCUCUUCCUACUCCUUGUUGUCUUCUGUGACACCACGCUUGCGCAUCGAUUGUGGCGCUGGAUAGAAUCGGGAUUUCGGAUCACGUGUUGCUAUUGUCCCAAUCGGUCAACCACGCCCCACCUCGUAUUGCCCCAAGAUCGACUCUACGAUGAGGAUGUUGUAAGGCACCACAACGAGGUGCAUUCCUUCUCGAUGGAGCAGCUUAAAAAGGAAACACGCCUAGCACUUCUAAACGUAAGUAAGGUGUAUGAAAAUGGGUUUGGAGCGAAUCGACGUAGUCGAUCAGUUCUUGCGGUGGAUGACUUCACUCUUGCGGUCACGCCGGGAGAGUGCUUCGGGCUGCUCGGAGUCAACGGUGCUGGCAAGUCUACGCUCUUCGAAAUCAUCACGGGAAAGCUGGACGCAAGCGAUGGCCUCGUCCUCAUCAACGGCUUCAACGUGCUCACCCAGCGCCGCCAUGCUCAAAAGUCAAUUAGCUACUGUCCCCAGUUCGAUGCGCUUCUGGACUAUCUGACGUGCAAGGAGACGCUUCUUCUCUUCGGGCGUCUUCGUGGACUUCAGAUGGACGCAGUUCGACAGAACAUCGAGGACUUGUUGAGGUCGCUUAAGCUGACCGAGUAUGCAGACGUCGCCGUGCGUCACCUGAGCGGAGGCAAGCGCAGGCGCCUCUCACUCGCCACCGCCCUCCUCGGUUCACCUCCUCUCGUUUGUUUAGACGAACCCACAACUGGUGUUGAUCCGCUAUCAAGGCGGCGAAUCUGGAACCUGCUCACCGCCUAUCGUAGAGCCGGCGGUACCAUUGUCAUAUCGUCUCACAGCUUUCCUACAACUUCUCGUGAUAAAUUUUCUACUCGAGGCGCCGGAGGAGUGAAGCACGCGCACACAACCCCGGCGGCAAGGCGAUGUUUGAAGGGGGCAGUUGCGAUCUGCCGAUCCAUCGGUAGUGUUUUUGGCCAUUCCAGCAUGGACGAAUGCGAGGCCCUGUGCACCCGCGUUGGUGUUCUGGUCAACGGUCGGCUCAAGUGCCUCGGCGCCUGCCAGCAUCUCAAGUCGCGUUUCGGCGAGGGCUACAGCAUCUGCCUCCAGGUCACAGCUGGACGCCGCGCCAGUUCCCCGUUGCCCAACUUCGAUCCCCGCGGUGGCGAUCGCAGUUGUACCAGCUGCACCACCUCCCUUGAUGACACCGGCCUCACUGAUGCCGAUACUGACGCGGCGUUGCUCAAGACCACGCUACUCGAAGCCAAUGUGCAGCGCGUGGUGCGGUUCUUUGAGACGGAGUUCCCCUGCAUCAAGCUUCUGGACCAACACGAGAACAACUCCAUUUUACAGGGGGUUCUACAAUUCCACCUGCUGGACCCAACCGUGAGCCUGAGUCGUGUCUUCAGUCUAAUUGAGUGCUACAAAAUGGAGUUGAGUAUUGCCACGUACCACGUCAGUCAAACCAGACUGGAGCAAGUCUUCAUUAGUCUUGCUCGCCAACAGGAAGACCCGGAUCUCCCCGUCGAUGCUUCGCGUCUCAGCCAUUGUGCGCGGGUGGUUCGGAGUCUUCGCUGUUGUCGCCGGUGUUGCCAGCGUUGCAAAUGCUGUCGAAAAAAGCCCUCACAUUUGUCUGUGCCGUCAACUGGCGAAAUCGAUGCCCCUGGAGAUGAUACUUCUAUCAGUUUGCUACUUUAA